UUAGAUUAAUCAACAUAUGGCUCAUAUUGAACAGCACAAGCUAUGAGUGAUAGAUUAUGUUAAUAAAACAACAAUAGACAAGAAUAUCAACAGAAGAUUUAUUAACAUAUUGUAUGAGAUUAAAUGAUGGAUUACCAUUGUGGAACAUAGAAGUAUUUAAUAAAUACAGGAUUAUUAAUAAGAUCAUUUUUAUAUUGAUAAUAAUUAAUGAUGUAGAUUAUAUACAUUUCGUUCAUGUUUCUUAUUAUGUGUUAAUAAUGGUUUAAAUGGUGAUUCAUAUCCAAAAAUCUGUAUGUAUUGAAUCAUGUAUAAGUUAAUGAGGAAGAAAUAAUGAUUCAGAUAAAUAAAAGAUCUGUUGAUUAAUAUUGAAUAUCAUCUAAGUUGAAUAAAUUUAAAAUGAAAUUAUGGCUAAGUAUUAUAUAUUACAGGCUUCAUUUACAGCAUAUGAAGAUUGCUUUACAUUUUAAUCUAUGUGUAAAUUAAAAUAUAUUA
Messenger RNA from Paramecium sonneborni, 492 nucleotides. NCBI's taxonomy places the organism in Eukaryota, Ciliophora, Oligohymenophorea, Peniculida, Parameciidae. The record is from the annotation of a GenBank genome assembly.